GCAGCUCCAUGGCCCCCAGCCUCGCCGCCGCCGCCGCCCCCCUCCUGCUGCUCCUGCUGCUCGCCGCCCCGCCGGCCGAGCCAGCGGGAGUCUUCGAACUCCAGGUGCAUUCCUUCACCACCAGCAACCCCCAGAAAUUCUGCCGGGGACCUCCGCCCUGCCACCUCUUCUUCCGGGUCUGCCUCAAACACGCCCAGGCUGUGGUCUCCCCAGAACCCCCCUGCACCUUCGGGGCAGCCCUGAGCAAUGUCGUCCCCGCAGAUCGUCAUGCUGUGGCUGCCACUGGACUCAUCCGCAUCCCCUUCCACUUCAAGUGGCCGGGAACUUUUUCCCUCAUUAUUGAAUCCUGGAGGGCUGAAUCCGUCGGAGAGCCAUCCACAGAAGACCCCCAGAGGCUGAUCAGCCGGUUGGCGACUCGACGCCGUCUGGCGGUGGGCGAGGAGUGGUCCCAAGAUGUGCAGCUGGGCGACCAGAGUGAGCUGCGCUACUCCUACCACGUCACUUGCGACGAGCACUACUACGGGGAGAGCUGCUCCGAUUACUGCCGGCCGCGGGACGACACCUUCGGCCAUUACACCUGUGAUGAGCUGGGCCGUCGCAUCUGCCUUGCCGGAUGGCAGGGAGACUAUUGCUCGGAACCCAUCUGCCUGGCGGAGUGCAGCCGCAGCCACGGCUACUGCGAGAAGCCCGGCGAAUGCAAAUGCCGGAUCGGCUGGCAGGGCGCCUCCUGCGACGAGUGCGUGCGUUACCCGGGCUGCCUCCACGGCUCCUGCCUGCAGCCCUGGCAGUGCAAUUGCCAGGAGGGCUGGGGGGGCCUCUUCUGCAACCAGGACCUCAACUACUGCACCAAUCACCACCCCUGCCAGAACGGGGCCACCUGCACCAACACGGGCCAAGGGAGUUACACCUGCACCUGCCCGGCGGGCUUUGUGGGGAACAACUGCCAGGUGGAAGUCAACGAAUGCGACAGCGGCCCCUGCAGGAACGGAGGCAGCUGCAGCGACCUGGAGAAUGAUUACAAGUGCACCUGCCCGCAAGGUUUCUACGGCAAGACCUGCGAAAUCAGCGCCAUGACUUGUUCCGACGGGCCAUGUUUCAAUGGUGGCACCUGCACGGAGAGACUCUCAGGGGGCUACACGUGUCGCUGCCCCCUGAACUACCACGGCUCCAACUGUGAGAAGAAGAUAGACAGGUGCAGCAACAACCCUUGUUUGAAUGGUGGCCGCUGCCUGGACCUCGGCCGGAGCGCCUUCUGCAAGUGCCGCCCGGGCUUUGCCGGCUCCCGCUGCGAACUGAACAUCGACGACUGUGCGUGCAACCCCUGCGCUAACGGGGGCACCUGCAUCGACGGCCCCAACUCCUACUCCUGCUCCUGCACCCUGGGCUACGGGGGGAAGGACUGCAGCGUUCGCAUGGACGCCUGCAGCUCCAGCCCCUGCCAGAACAGCGGGACCUGCUACACUCACUUCUCCGGCCACGUCUGCGAGUGCCCCAGCGGCUUCAUGGGCUCCAACUGCGAGUUCCGCGUCCAGCUGCCCACGCCCGUCAGCAGCCCCUGGAUGGCCGAGGGGCCUUUCCCCACCGCCCUGGCCGUCUCCUUCGCUCUGGGGCUGCUGACUUUGCUGUUGGCUGCCUGCGCCAUCCUGGCGCUGCUUCGGCACAUGAGGAACGGGCCUCACCCGCUGAAAAAGCCGCGUCUGCAACGACCCUGGCGGCCGUCAACAACUUCCGAGAGCGGGAGAGCCGCCUCCUUCCGCGCGGCUGCUUUAAGGUCUCCAAUAAGGACGGCCGGUUUGAUGGCGACAGCUUCAACUGCAAGAGGAAACUCCUGGACCAGAGUUACGAGUCCAUCUGCAAGAAGCCGGACAAUAAACCGUCGGAGCUCAGCUGGCCUGUUGUGCCGGAGUGUCCGAAGGACGGUGCUUAUCACCCGAUCUACAUCAUCCCCGGCCAAGUGGAGCCCUGCGUUUACGCCACGGAGGUCUAAAGAUGAGCUACACACCAAGCCUUAGAACCUCCGUCCCCUAUUUUAUUUUCAUAUUUUUUCAGCUAAAGGAAUGUUUACAGAUUGCGCACACUGCCAAGACCCCUGUGGCCGCCGCGCUAAUGAUUAUUUUUGAAAUCCCUAUAGUAUUAUAAGAAAGACUCCUUUUUAAAGGAAGAUAUUUAAUAUUUAUUCUUGCUGCUAUUUUUAUCGUUAUUGUUAAUAUUAUUAUUAUUAUUAUUAUUAUUAUUAUUAUUAUUAUUGGCAUGGAGAACAAGAGACAGAAGUGUUGGAUCUGACCAGAACGGAAAUGACCAAGAGAUUGGAAAAAAAAAUGCAAACGGAAAAGCCGGGUUUCAAAGAAAUUUGUCUUUUUUUGGGGUGGGGGGGCAAAAGAAGAGAAGCUGAUUUGGGAAAGGAAGGAAGAUGGGAGAGAAAGAAAACUGCACUCGGAUUAUCUUAACGGGAAUAAAAGGCCGGUCCUUUCCCUAUAUAAGUGCUGGAACUGAUGUCAUUUUUUUGGUGAAAGUUCCUUUUUUUGCCCCCCCCCCCAAUGGGGUCAGUUUGGUGGGAUUUUUCCUGGAAAAAAAGAAAAAUGUUAGCCAGGAUAGGAAGCUGUAGGUAUUGGCAUCAGAUUCCCGCUCUGCUUUUCAUCCAAAUCAUCCAAUUUCAUUUCAUUUCACUUAUUAAAUUUAUAGGCCACCCAAUCCCGGAGGUCUCCAGGUGGCUUAUAAUGAA
Molecule: messenger RNA, 2722 nt
Organism: Thamnophis elegans (Western terrestrial garter snake)
Lineage: Eukaryota; Metazoa; Chordata; Lepidosauria; Squamata; Natricidae
Gene: DLL3
Product: delta like canonical Notch ligand 3
Exons: 9
Coding region: 9-2012 (667 amino acids)
Biological process (GO): Notch signaling pathway; cell communication; multicellular organism development
Cellular component (GO): membrane
Molecular function (GO): calcium ion binding
Source: RefSeq, a predicted model, not a curated record